CUUUUUGAAACUAACAAAAGAAGCUAUAAGACUUAAGCAUGACCACAGCAGUAUCAUCAAGUUCGAGCCCUCCUACAGUGCUUGAGAAACAGAUUGCAUUCCAAUAUGCUAAUGAAUGUGACUUGGAAAUCCAUUGUUCACCCUUUGGUCUCAGUGGAGUCUAUAUCAAAAUCAACGGUACCAAUCUAAUGGGGAUUGGAUCUACUAUGGGAUUAAUUACAGGUUCAACAAAAGGAUUGAUUCAUUAUAAUGAUUCAAAUGAUUUGAUUGAUCAGAAAUACAAGUUAUAUGUAAUUGUUGAUGAUGAAGGAAUGUUGAGAAUUGAUUUUACGAAAAUAUUCACCACAGCAAAGGGAGUAGAUACAAGUAAGAACUCUGACAAUAUCAAGAAAGAAGGAGAAGCCAUAAUUGAAGAUGAUGGAUAUAUACAAGAAGAAACCCCUACGUUGAUAUUUAGAGGAAAAUGUCCUGAAGGGAGACCAGAUGGGAUUGAACCAUUCAUUGGAAUAUUUCUGUUUGAGAAGGAGAAUUGAGAAAUUGCCUUUUUACUUCAUCAUGUGUAACAUUUAUAAUUUUGUUUUGGGUAUAUAUUUAAUGGAUAUUACUAUUCUUGAUAACCAAGAAUAAAGAAAAAUAUAUCAUGUAAGAGAAAUCGCCAAGUAACUACUACAGUUUGUGCUUAACUUAAUCGUGAAUCAUAUAAAAGCGGGGUGGGAGUAUUGAAAAUUUUCUUAUCAGUUGAUGCUAGUAAGUAACUUUCCCUUGGCUAAAUCCAUCUUGACUGAAAAAAAAAUCUUGAAAGAGGUUUAGGAAAUAUCCGAAGGAUAUGCAAAAUGUGUAUGGUGUCGCUACUUGAGCCUUCGGC
This is a messenger RNA of Spathaspora passalidarum NRRL Y-27907, 865 nucleotides long. RefSeq lists its product as uncharacterized. Lineage: Eukaryota; Fungi; Ascomycota; Pichiomycetes; Serinales; Debaryomycetaceae. The coding region runs from base 39 to 533 and encodes 164 amino acids. The transcript has a single exon. The record is from RefSeq and is a predicted model, not a curated record.